Poecilia latipinna (sailfin molly) is the source of this 3548-nucleotide messenger RNA. RefSeq lists its product as uncharacterized. The transcript has 7 exons. The coding region runs from base 2232 to 3107 and encodes 291 amino acids. The record is from RefSeq and is a predicted model, not a curated record. Lineage: Eukaryota; Metazoa; Chordata; Actinopteri; Cyprinodontiformes; Poeciliidae. Gene Ontology annotation, molecular function: protein binding.
CUUGCCAUUAACUCAUUUCGAAACUGAAUUUUAUUUCUGAAGAUUACCUCAAGACUUUCACCCUGCUUGCUCUGUUUUUGCUCUGAUCCUUCUCGUGCUGAGGACCUGUAUUUAUUUGAAUUCAUGGUAACAGGAUUUCUGUUACCAGGUCAGUCCAAGUCUUAAUUCUCUUUUUUUCAAUUAGAGCAAUACAAAAACAAAGCAAACAAGGCAUGUUUUUGAAUUGUUUUUUAUACAAAUUGACAUCCCAUUGCAACUUUUCUUGCAAAGCCAUCUGUUUUUGUUUUUGUUUUCCAUGUGUUAUUUUUAUUAAGGAAGCACAUAAGAAAAACACUUUGUUAUCAGCAGUUUAUCACAUGUGUGAUGCUGCUAUCUGGUAAGUGUUGGUUUAUCAGUCUGAGCCCAAAUAAGAACUUAUCAUUUAUACUACUGUUAUUGAGGAAGCACAAAGAGAAAAUAGUCCUUAUCAUUCAUCUAUUUCCUCAUGGUAAGUUACUGGGUCACAUUAUAACAUGAUGAAAUCAAAAUGUUUGGACUGUUUUUUGUUGUUUUUGUUGUUGUUAAUUAAACAUUUAAACAUAACCCUCUCAGAAAUUUAAGAAAUGUUUGAUUCUCUUAUCAACUAUUUUCAUUAAAGCUGCGUUUGAAAUGAAACAUAAUGCGAGUUAGAAAGCAGUUCACUUUCUAAGCAUUUAUCUGGAAUUUUUUCCAAAGAACUUGUUUUGAUGUCAGCACUGGUUGAAUAUUUCCUGCAUAGGUGAUUAUUAUAGUCUUGUCUUGUACAGAUAACUGUAUAACAAAGUCCAUCUUGGUCAACCUUAGGGCUCUGUAUUUCUUUUUAAAAGUCAUUAAUACCUAAGCUGUCCAUGAGCUGAAGAAUCUAGAUGCUUUAUACAUAUGUUAAAAUUAAGUAUCUUGAAAACACUGGCUUUCUGGAAAAAAUGUGUUUGUCCAGAAAACCAAAGCAGUAACAGAAGGAUGACUUGAUCAAUUCUCUAGUUUUGGUCAGGAUUCUUGGAACAGCAAUACAGAGGAGUUGAGCUUCCUGCUUGACUUUUCUACUCACAACUGUAAAGACACAAAACCUUUAAUCAAAGAUAUGUAUUGAAAUGUCUCUUUUUAGCAUGACUAAGAAACAAAAAAAUAGGAAUGUUAUCUUUGCUGGAUUCCAUAGUGGAAAGAAAUCCAUAUUAAUACGGCAUGGCGGAGAAUUGUAGCAAUGUUAGUUUUGACAUAUUUGGAUGUCAUUGUUUCUUUGAAAAGAAAGACAAAAUGUAAUCAUAUUUUUUCUUCAAUACAAACUCUGCUAAGAUGAGAGAAGUGGAGGUGCGAAAGAGAGCUCUACGAACUACAACAACACCACCAAUGUAUCCCAAAAAUGAAAGAAAAUGUUUAAAAAAAUGAAGUCUGAUUUUUAAAAGGUACCAAAAUAUGACUUUUGCUCAGUCAGAAUGUUUGAAAAAUAUUAAUAGAUAUUAAACUCAAGCAAAAAAUAACCAUUAUACUAUCUUCUAGUUCUGGAAUAGUUCUCCAAAGAUUUUAAGUGGGUUUACAUGGGUUUGUUGCUUGAUUUAUCACCACCGAGUCUAAUUGAGUGCUAGUUCUCAUGUUUUAUUUCAGAAGCAAAAAUAAUGGCCAAAUAAUUAGGAGGGAGAAGAUUUUGCACCAUUUGUGUAAGGAAACAAUAACAGUCAAAGAGGCCAUGUGGUAAGACUGUGUAUCAUCAGUGUUUUGUGUAUCUUCAAAAUUGUAAAGAUUUUUAGAAGACCCUAAAAUUUGCUCUACAUCACUUUCAUACCAAUAAAACAACCUAAGUGUUUAAAAAACAUCUGAGUUAAGUUACUGUCAUAAACAUGAUUUAGUUAUGUUUCUCUUUAGAUAUUUUCCUCCAGAAUAUUAUUUCCUUGAAGAUGUUUUAGAAAAAGAAACCUGUAAAAAGUUUGGAUAAUUUUCAUGCUAAUCGCUUACAAUGAUGUCCCAUAUUUCCCAUGAUACAAAUUCAAGGUAAAAGAGUAAUUGGUACUAAAUGUAUAUGUGACAUCAUUAUUGUAACCAGUUACCUUGAGUAUUGUUUUUAACAUGGCAAAGCAAAUCUUCAAGUCUUAUCCCAUGCACAAAUUUCUCAAAAAAAAAAAAAAUGUUAAUCAUUAUUCACUGAUAAGAAAUUGUAUAUUUAAGGCUUUGGUUGUCACACAACCCACAGACCUGACCCAGGGAAACUGAAACUAAAAAUGGAGAUGACAAUAUUUUUUCCUGCAUUGCUUCUGAUCUGCUCUCUCUUCACAGCUCAGCUCCAAGCUGCAGCCGACAAUGAAGUUAUUUCACAUUUAAGGCAAACAGAAUCACAGGCAGCAGAUGCAGGAAAUCUCUCUGACAACCAACAAACCUGCACACAAGACAUCAAUGCUGUGCUGAGAGAGAUGAGCGCUUCAUUGGCUGGACUGAAGGUUGGUAUGGCGUAUCUACAGAGAGAUAAUGAAGCCAAGACAGAAGAACUGGACUUGAUAAAACAACAAUACCAAGAGCAAGUGACAAAAGUAAGGAAUCUUGAGCAGCAGAACCAAGAGCAAGUGACAAAAGUAACGAAUCUUGAGCAACAAUACCAAGCUCAGAUAGGAGAACUGAUCAGUGUUAAAGCCAGGACAAACAACACUGAAAACCAAGUGGAGGUUCUGAAGAGAGAAAGAGAAGUGAAACAAGUGGCUUUCUCAGCUUCCUUGCUGGCAUCAGGUUCAAGACAUACUGGACCAUUUAACACACAGACGCCUCUAGUCUUCAGACAUGUUGUUGCAAAUAUUGGAAAUGCCUACAAUCCAAACACAGGUUUUUUCAUUGCCCCGGUGAGAGGAGCCUAUCACUUUGAGUUUUACUUACAUGGAGUUGGACAUGCAUCACAUCCGACAGCUGCUGUGUUGGUCAGGAAUGGGAAUCCUAUUGUCAUCGCAUAUGAACAUCAGGCUUCCUACAAUGUUAACCCAUCUAAUAGUGCCACAUUGCUGUUAGAAACUGGAGAUGUUGUGUUUUUGCGUCAGUGGCCAAACACAAGGAUUUAUGACGACGGAAAUCAUUACACAACCUUCAGUGGCCACUUGCUUUUCACUGUGUGAGCAGAAAACAGUCCUAAUUUAUUUCUGCCUCAAGAGCGCAUCAUAAAAUAUACAUGAUUUUUUAUAACUGCAUUAAAUAAUUUUUAUUGUGUUUCCUUUUGUCUUAAAUUUCCACAAUAAUUUAUCAGCCACAAUGAUUCUAAGGAUUCUCUUUCAAUUUUUUCUGUUCUUUAUGUGUGUUAUUAAUAUAGUAAAAUACUUCAAAUAAAGUUUUUAAAGCUAUGCUAACUAAGUUCAUGGUUUAACCGGGGCCCCUUGCUUCUCCACUUCGGUCGUUAAUGUGUUUGUGAAACUAACUUAAACAAUCAGUGUGACUUUUGUGACUUAUGAGUGUGAUAAAUUAAAAAACUAUCAUGCCUUCAGUACACUACCAAAAUAUUCUAUAAAGAUGCUUUUCAUAGGUUGAUUUCAUAUUGGAAGAGUUGACAGUAAGAAGGUUUA